Messenger RNA from Sinocyclocheilus grahami, 1442 nucleotides. RefSeq names its product sialidase-1-like. Lineage: Eukaryota; Metazoa; Chordata; Actinopteri; Cypriniformes; Cyprinidae. The coding region runs from base 112 to 1296 and encodes 394 amino acids. The record is from RefSeq and is a predicted model, not a curated record. The transcript is spliced from 6 exons. Gene Ontology annotation, molecular function: exo-alpha-sialidase activity. Gene Ontology annotation, biological process: ganglioside catabolic process; oligosaccharide catabolic process. Gene Ontology annotation, cellular component: membrane; cytoplasm; intracellular membrane-bounded organelle.
AGAUGCGAGUCGGCUGUUGUGGCCGUGUAGAUACUUCAGGAUUCACGAGUCUUAUUAAAGGAAAUAUAUACCGUAAUCAAGAAAUUCUUCUUAUCUGCGUAUCGCAGUCAUAUGUGCACUGUUGUCGCCGUCUUUAUUGUUUCGAUGGAUUUUGUUCGACAGUUCGGAAUUGUGCUUUUAAUCGCGGUGUUUUCCGGCGCUCGUGCAGACGAGCUUCAGAUUGACCCACUGAUAUACGAGGAGCAGUUGCUAUGGGUCGGCGGUGGAGCCGGUCAGGUCAACACUUACAGGAUCCCUCUGCUAACCUUCACGCUGCGAGGAAGUCUGCUGGCGUUCUCUGAGGCCAGGAAAAUGUCCUCCAGUGACACUGGCGCGAAGUUCAUCGCACUGAGACGCUCCACAGACAAAGGAGUCACCUGGUCUCCCACCUCAUUCAUAGUGGACGAUGGUUCUCUAGCAGAUGGGUUGAAUCUAGGUUCGGUUGUUGUGGAUGAAGAGACUGGUGCUGUGAUACUCAUCUAUGCUCUGUGUUUCCACCGUUACCACUGUAAGCCCUCCAGCACAAUGAUGGUGCAGAGUCUGGAUGACGGGUUCACCUGGAGCGCCCCACGAAACCUUAACCCUCAACUGGGGCUCAUGAGUUUUGUUCCUGGACCUGGCUUCGGUAUACAGAAGCGUCAUCCACCUGCUGUUGGGCGUCUGGUGGUGUGUGGCCACGGCAGCAUCACUGGAGACGGAGUCUUUUGCAUCCUGAGUGAUGAUCAUGGAAACACAUGGAGAUAUGGAGCUGAACUGAAGAGCAUUCCCUACAACCAGCGUAAAAACAACCUUGACUUUGACCCAGACGAGUGUCAGCCAGUGGAGCUGGAUGACGGCAGCAUCGUGAUUAAUGUGCGCAACGAUAAACACUAUCACUGCCGCUGUCGCAUGGUUGCACGCAGUCUGGAUGGAGGAGAGUCUCUGCCGGUGGAGGAGCUGGUGUUUGAUCGCACACUGGAGGAUUCUGCGGUUGCAGCUGGAGCUUUAGAGAAGGAAGGAGUGCUUUACUUCACCAACCCAGCCAACGCUAAUAGCAGAGUGAACCUCACCCUUCGCUGGUCUCUGAAUCACGGUAAAUCAUGGGUGAAAGAUACUCUGAAGAUCUGGGCCGGGCCAAGUGGAUACUCUUGUAUGACGUCACUUAAAGGCAAUGAAACUGAGGAUCAUAAAUACAUCUAUGUCAUCUUUGAGAAAGGCCAAAAGGACUAUUUUGAGUCCAUCUCUUUUGUGAAAAUUGACCUGUACAGCGACCAGUGAAUAAAGUCACUGAUGGGCUGAUUCACUUUAGAAAAAAAAGAAGCUUGAUCAAGUUGCUAAAAAAUUUUUUUUAUAUUGUUUGGUCAUCCCUUUUAUCUAGUUAUGGUUUUGCUGAGCAGUUAAGCAAAAUAAUACAAAUGUUAAAA